This is a messenger RNA of Ambispora gerdemannii, 2328 nucleotides long. Lineage: Eukaryota; Fungi; Glomeromycota; Glomeromycetes; Archaeosporales; Ambisporaceae. The record is from the annotation of a GenBank genome assembly.
AUGGAGGAUCGCGAUAGCAACAGAACUAGUUCUUUGACAACGACAGAAAUUGGAAUGGAAAGUGUCGCUCCUCGUCACGCUGGCUCAAAUGUGGCAGUUACUACCAGUUUAGAUCCCGUUUUCCCAAUAAACCUUUGGCAGAGAAGAGGUUCAACCGGUGCAACCUCCUAUCAUAGUGGCUCAUCGGCUGCUUCUUCGGGAGAUGAGGAAAGAUCCCACCACCGUAACCAUCAAUCUGUGAAUCUUAGUUCGGAUGCUCAGCUAACAAGCAAAAAAAAGAAAGGGUUACGUUUGAGCUUGAGGACUAAAUCUCACCUGCAAACUCUUAAUAGUGACGGACAGAACAGUGAAGGUAGCAUAAGUCAAAGCUUCGCUCACGAAACAACCCCAAAACGAGACUCUUCUUCGGUUGAUUAUUCUAAUGACCCUCAGAAUCCACCAGAAUCUUCACCAACUUCAUCAAAAUCCCUCUUUUCAUUUUUCUCUUCGAGUAGUAAUCAUAAUAGUAACAACAAUAACAGUAAAAAUAAUCACAACCGCUCAUCCAUCUCAUCAUUAUCUACUUCAAAUUCGCUUGCUCUAGUACAACAACGUCAAACCAAUAAAAAAAUAAUACAUCAACGUAGCAAUACAGCACAUGGCUUUGAAGUCAAAGAGACGCAUACAAUAAACAAGGACUAUGACCCAAUGACCGGAAAUAAAGUGAUAAAUAAGUACAUGUUAAUUCGAGAAGUUGGGAGAGGUGUUCAUGGAAAAGUGAAGUUGGGGAGAGAUACGGAGACGGAUGAGUUGGUUGCAAUAAAAAUAGUAGAUCGUACAUCACGACGGCGUUUAGGACAACGACAAAAUGAGCCAUCAAAUGAACAAAAAAUACGAAAAGAAAUUGCCAUUCUGAAAAAAUGUGUUCAUCCACACGUAGUUAGUCUAAAAGAAGUGAUUGACGACCCGAUGAGCAAAAAGAUAUAUAUGGUUCUCGAGUACAUGGAAGGUGGAGAAAUACAGUGGAAAGAUGAAAAUGAUAAACCGAUCAUGAGUAUUGAAAAGGCAAGACAAAUUUUUAGAGAUGUAGUAUUGGGCUUGGAAUAUCUACACCACCAACGAAUCAUACAUCGAGAUAUAAAACCCGCAAAUUUAUUACUUACCGCUGAUCAUGUGGUAAAAAUAUCUGAUUUCGGUGUAUCACAUUUUAAUCAACGUGUUGCCGCCACACAAGAUAACGGAGCUCAGAAUGCUGCGACGGGCAAUGAUACAGAAUUGGCAAAAACUGCGGGAAGUCCUGCUUUUUUUGCGCCGGAAUUAUGUUUUACGGACGACAUUCCUUUGGAGCUUACAUCCAGUUCAAUUGCAUCCGCCAUAACAAAUCAUGCUCAAGCAUUAUCCUCUUCUGUCGCUGGAUCAUCAUCAUCAACUACGACGAAUAGAUCGGCGAAUCGCCCACCCAUUACCAAAGCUAUUGAUGUUUGGGCACUUGGAGUGACAUUAUAUUGUUUUAUUUUUGGUCAGUGUCCGUUUAUAGCAGACACGGAAUUCGAAUUGUUUUUCAAUGUUAUACCACGAAAGCCGCUCGAGUUUCCUGAGAAUAUACCAACUCCUAACGAUUUGAAAGAUUUACUCGCACGAUUACUUGAGAAAGAUCCAUAUAAGAGAAUUACUUUGGAGGAAGUUAAGAAACAUCCUUGGGUGGUCGCCGAUUUGCCUAAUCCAGAUAAAUGGCGGGAAGAGACAGACCCGAAAAAAUACCAAGCGGUCACUGUUACAGAUGAAGAAGUCAAGGGUGCAUAUACACUUAUUGAUCGUCUGAAAAGGAAAAUCCGAAAGAUUUCGGUAUCUUUGGGUAAUCUAGCAUUAGGCUUUCGUAAACGAUCAAAAUCCAUAUCUGGCCCAUCAACAAAAUCUGAAGAGACUGCGUCAGCACGACGACGAAUAUCCAAAGAUUUAGAAAAUUUCGGAAUCGAUUCCGAUGAUCAACAGCCUUCUCUCUCGUCAUCCUCCUCGCGAUCGACACUUGGGAUCUCACCUGCAACUUCUUCACAAAAUACUGUUGUCGCCGCAUUAGAUCAUUAUGCGCGACCCGGUUCACGAACUUUUGCUUCAAAAAGGAAAAGCAAUAAUUCACAUAGUAGUUUGAAUAAGAGUUGGGUGCUGAAGGAUAAUGGAAGUGGUGGUGGUGGCAAAAACUUUUUGGGUUUGCAUAAUCAAAAUCAUAGCACAUCAUCAGAUAUUAAUGGUGAUGGUCAAAAUAAUAUUACUGAUAGUGAUGAGGAUGAUGGUGGUGUUGUGUUUGUUGCAAAGCCUUUGAGACAUCAUCAUAAUAAUUCUAGUUAUUAA